Molecule: messenger RNA, 507 nt
Organism: Clonostachys rhizophaga
Lineage: Eukaryota; Fungi; Ascomycota; Sordariomycetes; Hypocreales; Bionectriaceae
Source: the annotation of a GenBank genome assembly
AUGACGAGAAUGGAAUGGAAAGAGAGGUAUGAUGCCGAUGCUGAACCAUAUGCAACUCCGGAGAUUAUAAAGAAGUGGUAUGCCGAUGGGGGAGUGCAUUCUGUAACUUGGGGCGACGGAGUCCAAGACCUUUACCAAAAUAAAACCCCCUCUCAGCCAGAGACUAGCAAUCAACGUCUCUCCGUUGGAGCUAUCGCUGGCAUCUCAAUUGGCACAGUCGCGGGCAUAAUCGCCCUAAUAAUAUCCAUAUUCCUUUUUAUCCGAAAGUAUCAAAGGAAACAGACGGAGAAACACCAUGAGCUCGAAACACGGCUGGAUCGAUCGUUGUCUACUUGGACUUCAGCGACCACGACACUACAACCCGUCGAAAUGUAUUCAGCUCCCCCAGAGCUCGGUGGAGACACUCAGCGCAUCGCCAUGAGAGACAGCUUACAGGUCCCGGGCCAGAUCCCCGCGGAUAGACGGACAGAGCUUCACGGAGACGAGCGCUUAGAGAUGGUGGGAUAG